Dama dama (fallow deer) is the source of this 4078-nucleotide messenger RNA. RefSeq names its product zinc finger CCCH-type containing 14 (gene ZC3H14). Gene Ontology annotation, cellular component: nucleus; cytoplasm. NCBI's taxonomy places the organism in Eukaryota, Metazoa, Chordata, Mammalia, Artiodactyla, Cervidae. Bases 102 to 2363 code for a protein of 753 amino acids. Gene Ontology annotation, biological process: regulation of mRNA stability. The record is from RefSeq and is a predicted model, not a curated record. The transcript has 17 exons. Gene Ontology annotation, molecular function: metal ion binding; poly(A) binding.
CGGGAGCGGCGGUGGCGGUCUGGCUGCGGGCGGGGAAGCCGGCGCCGGGCCCCUGGUCCGCGGGACGCCGCGCAGUGCCCGCCGCUUCCCCCCGCGGAGCCAUGGAGAUCGGCACGGAGAUCAGCCGUAAGAUCCGGAGUGCCAUUAAGGGGAAAUUGCAAGAAUUAGGAGCUUAUGUCGAUGAAGAACUUCCUGAUUACAUUAUGGUGAUGGUGGCCAACAAGAAAAGUCAGGACCAAAUGACAGAGGACCUGUCCCUGUUUCUAGGGAACAACACAGUUCGAUUCACCGUAUGGUAUGUGUCUGAAUAUUCACCCUCGGAACAACGUUUGGCACGAGUCAAGAGCAGGCUUCACGGUGUAUUAGAUAAACUUCGUUCUGUAACAACCGACCCCUCUAGUCUGAAGUCUUCUGACACCAACCUCUUUGAUGGUAACGUACCUUCAAACAAGAGCAGUUUCAGUCGAGGAGAUGAGAGAAGGCACGAAGCGGCAGUGCCGCCUCUUGCAGUUUCUAGCACUAGACCUGAAAAAAGAGAAUCUAGAGUUCCUACAGGUUCACAGGAGCAGAAAGCCACUAAUGUCAGACAGACUUACGAUGAUGGAGCUGCAACCCGACUAAUGUCCACAGUGAAACCUUUGAGGGAGCUAGCACCCUCUGAAGAUGUGAUUGAUAUUAAGCCAGAACCAGAUGAUCUCAUUGAUGAAGACCUCAAUUUUGUGCAGGAGAAUCCCUUAUCUCAGAAAAAAACUACAGUGACACUUACGUACGGUUCUUCUCGUCCUUCUAUUGAAAUUUAUCGACCACCUGCGAGUCGAAACGCAGACAGUGGUACUCAUUUAAACAGGUUGCAGUUUCAACAGCAGCAAAACAGUGUUCAUGCUGCCAAACAGCUUGAUGUUCAGAGCAGCCGGGUGUAUGAGACAGGACGUCUGUGUGAACCAGAAGUGCUUCACAGCUUAGAAGAGACUUACAGUCCCUUCUUCAGAAGCAACUCAGAAAAGAUGAGUAUUGAGGAAGAAAACUUUCGGAAGAGAAAGUUGCCUGUGGUAAGUUCAGUUGUUAAAGUAAAGAAGUUUAGUCACGAUGGAGAAGAGGAGGAUGAAGACGAUGACUGUGGGUCCCGGACCGGAAGCCUCUCCAGCAGUGUGUCGGUGCCGGCAAAGCCUGAACGGAGACCUUCACUUCCACCUUCUAAACAAGCUAACAAGAAUCUAAUUUUGAAGGCUAUUUCUGAAGCUCAAGAAUCUGUAACAAAAACAACUAACUAUUCUACAGUCUCACAGAAACAGACACUUCCAGUUGCUCCCAGAACUCGAACUUCUCAGGAAGAAUUGCUAGCAGAAAUGGUCCAGGGACAAGGCAGAGUCCCCAGGAUAAGUUCUCCCAUUAAAGAAGAGGAAGCAAAAGGAGAUAAUAUAGACAAAAGUCAAGGAACUCAACAGAGGCAGUUGUUAUCCCGAUUACAAAUUGACCCCGUAAUGGCAGAAACUCUGCAGAUCAGUCAAGAUUACUAUGACAUGGAAUCCAUGGUCCAUGCAGACACAAGAUCAUUUAUUCUGAAGAAGCCAAAGCUGUCUGAGGAGCUAGUAAUGGCACCAAACCAGGAGUCGGGGAUGAAGACUGCAGAUGCCCUUCGGGUCCUUUCAGGACACCUUAUGCAGACACGAGAUCUUGUACAACCAGAUAAACCUGCAAGUCCCAAGUUUAUAGUGACGCUGGACGGUGUCCCCAGCCCCCCGGGAUACAUGUCAGAUCAAGAGGAGGACAUGAGCUCUGAAGGAAUGAGAGCCGCCCAGCACCCUGCAGCCUCACACGGGGGACUCGCGGGUCUCCUCCGCCCGCAGCACGCCCGCGUGCUGAGCAGGCAGCUUGAGGACCCAGAUGGUAGCUUUGCAAACGCUGAGAUGAGCGAGCUGAGCGUGGCGCAGAAGCCAGAGAAGCUGCUGGAGCGCUGCAAGUACUGGCCCGCCUGCAAGAAUGGGGACGCAUGCCCUUACCAUCACCCCGUGUCGCCGUGCAAAGCCUUUCCUAAUUGUAAAUUUGCUGAGAAGUGUCUGUUUGUUCAUCCAAAUUGUAAAUAUGAUGCAAAAUGUACUAAACCAGACUGUCCCUUCACUCACAUGAGCCGAAGAACCCCAGGACUGCCUCCAAAACCAGUCACAGCACCAGCACCGCCUUCCAGUAGUCAGCUGUGCCGCUACUUCCCAGCUUGUAAGAAAAUGGAGUGUCCCUUCUAUCAUCCGAAACACUGUAGGUUUAACACGCAGUGUACGCGACCUGACUGUACGUUCUAUCACCCCGCCAUUACUGUGCCACCGCGACAUGCCUUGAAAUGGAUUCGACCUCAGACCAGUGAAUGACACCCAGUCCUACGUGACGGAAGACUGUGGCGUUUGAAAGUUUCCAUCUACUGAUGAAAGACAUUCUGCAGAAUUUGUCAGAUCUUUGAAACUUGGAAUAUAUUGCUUUCAUAAUAUGAAGUUUAUUGCCUAUCUGAAGUGUCUAAUUUUUCAAGUUUGUAAGUUUAUUAAGUGAUUUUAACAUUGGGUCUUUGUUGUUUUGUUUUGACUAUGGAAAGACAGUUUAAGGAAAAGCUGAAAUCUAUUAAAACAUUUGAGGCAUGUUUGUACACUGCUGUGUUCAAGUAUCAGAAUUUACACCGUGGUGCUAUCACUGUUGGUACUGAUGACCCAGGUGAGGCCCCAGUGGUGCUGUAUGAGGGAGGGUCCUUACUCCAGAAGUUGGAUGGCUGCUUUCACUUUUCGACUCCCCUGAAAACAGGAGUGGCCCAAAGUGCUGAGGUGGCAUAAAACAGUUACUCAGUCCUACUCUUUAAAGUGAAUUUAGUCUGAAAAGCAUGACUAUAAAUGCUUUUUGAGUUGAGCACUGCUUUGGUAAAUGGUUCCCAAAUAUCUGCUCCCUUGCUUUCUGAGAAAAGAUGAGUGAGGUGGGGUGUGUAGGGUGAACAGAGUUGGAAUGGCAAAGGCAACAGUUCCUUAAAAUGCUUUCAUUUACUGUUAACGUAUACCUUUUAAAUAAGUAUUUUAGGGAUCUACAUUAUCACAAAAUUAUACAAAAAUUUUUUACAAGUAUAUACAUAAGGUAUCAGAACAAACUUUAAACCCACAAGAUUAUAGCUAUACAUACAUAUUCUCACAUUCUGAAAAAUAACAUUCUCAGAAAUAAUUCCACAGAAAAUAUUACUGAAGAUAAUUUUUUAAAUGUAAAAAUUAGAUUUAAAUAGUAUAUUUUAAAUGACAGAUAUAUAAUUACAGAGAUCAGAUGGGUAAACUGCAAAAUAGGACUAAACUUUUGGGAUACUGAAUGAAAAUACAGAGUUUUGUGUGUGUGGUUUUAAAAUUGUUAAGGCAAGAAGUGUCAAAUGCUUUAGAAUUAAAUAACAGAUCACUGAUUUUUAAAGACAGUGUAGUUUUUUAAAAAGUAAAGCUAAAAGUUGGUUAGAAAAAAAGAGUUAAUGCAAAAAGGAUAGUAAAGAUCAAAAUAGUCUAAGGACCAAAUUAAACUGUGUAUAAAAAAAAAGUAAGUUGUUUGACAUGCGUAUUAGUCAUAUAUUGAAGGGAUAAUAAAACUACAUGUGUGUAAAAGUCCAUGUUUCAGAUGCUAAAACCUGCAGCCUUGUGGCCAUCUCUUUGCUGUUGGAAGAAGAAAGAAUUAACCAGUUAUUAAACCAUCCUUUAAGUUGCACUUUGCUGUGCUUAUAAGACUGAAACAUUAGAACAAGCAAGACAGUGUACACAAGGGCACACACAACGCCAUCGUGUAGUCAGCCUGCGUGAAAUGGCAAUUCCACGCCAUUCUAAAAAGUUCUGUUCCACUGAAUCUAAGGUACUUGUUCACUCGAGUGUUGACUUGAGAUGCUUUAUUUCUGCAGAAGAAAUUUGUUUUAAAUUGUACUUACAGAAAUUUUAAACAGACUUUUAGUAUCAAUGCUCAUAAAUGGAGUAUAUUUGUAUUCUCAUAAUUUCACUGUAAAAAGUGGGAAACAAGGGCUCAAGUGACUUAGUUCUACCAUUUUAUGAGGAAAUAAAAAGCUGAAAUGAGAUUUUUUUUUCUA